Scleropages formosus (Asian bonytongue) is the source of this 1969-nucleotide messenger RNA. RefSeq names its product phosphatidylinositol 3,4,5-trisphosphate 3-phosphatase and dual-specificity protein phosphatase PTEN. The coding region runs from base 741 to 1949 and encodes 402 amino acids. Gene Ontology annotation, molecular function: inositol-1,3,4,5-tetrakisphosphate 3-phosphatase activity; phosphatidylinositol-3,4-bisphosphate 3-phosphatase activity; protein tyrosine phosphatase activity. NCBI's taxonomy places the organism in Eukaryota, Metazoa, Chordata, Actinopteri, Osteoglossiformes, Osteoglossidae. The record is from RefSeq and is a predicted model, not a curated record. Gene Ontology annotation, biological process: negative regulation of cell population proliferation; phosphatidylinositol 3-kinase/protein kinase B signal transduction; regulation of phosphatidylinositol 3-kinase/protein kinase B signal transduction. Gene Ontology annotation, cellular component: cell projection; cytosol; plasma membrane. The transcript is spliced from 9 exons.
UGACGGCAGGAUAUAUCGUUGGUGUAAGCUUACCUUCUCUGUUCCCUCUGUUGAAAGAAGCCAUGAUGGAAGCAUAGCACUGGAGAGCUAGAAAAGAGAUCCAGUAGGACAAAUCCGCGAAAAAGAAAACGUUUAAUCACUUUUAUUCAGUUCAUCUAUAUAUUUUUUUAUGUUAAGGUGGAGUCUGUCAAUUUUUAAAUGUAUUUUUUCACAUUUUUUCGUCCAGGAUUGUCCUUUCGGGUUAGGGAUUUUUUAAAAAAUAAUAGCUAGCUAAUGUGUAGUUAGCUAGCUAGCUAGCAAGCUAGCUACCAAGACAUACGUAUGUGUCAAUGUAUGUGUCUCAACAACGGGUGCGUAUUUCUGGAGUUUAGGCGCUGGAGAGGUUUCUCUCCGGGAUUUUUGGCCCAGUCACGGCGACUGCAGCAGCUUUAGAGACUUGGUCCGAUUUAAAAGCGCGGAAGCUCGGACAGUGGAUGACUGUACAGUUGUUGGCUCGUAACGGGAUUGCAGAACAGACUCCGCCAGGCUCGGGGAACAGGAACGGGCCUGCCGAGGCGCGGAGCGAGGCCCUCCUCUCUCAUCCACAUGAAGCUGUUGUAAUUCACUCCACAGCGUCGAGCGCUUUCACGAAGGAGCUAUAAAAAAAAAAAAAAAAAAAAAAAAAGCUACAGAGGAAAAUCUGAUCGAGGAGGGGUGGUAUUCAACAGCGGCGAUACCUUCCUUACGGACUCCUGACGGAAAUGGCCGCAAUAAUAAAGGAAUUUGUCAGCCGAAACAAAAGGAGAUACCAGGAAGAUGGGUUCGAUUUGGACUUGACCUAUAUUUAUCCUAACAUAAUUGCAAUGGGUUUUCCUGCUGAAAGGCUUGAGGGUGUCUACAGAAACAACAUAGAUGACGUAGUACGGUUUCUGGAUUCAAAACAUAAAAACCAUUACAAGAUCUAUAAUCUUUGUGCAGAAAGACACUAUGAUGCUGCCAAAUUUAACUGCAGAGUUGCACAGUAUCCCUUUGAAGACCACAAUCCUCCGCAGCUAGAGCUUAUUAAACCUUUUUGUGAAGAUCUUGACCAAUGGCUUAGUGAAGAUGACAAUCAUGUUGCGGCAAUUCACUGUAAAGCUGGAAAGGGGCGUACGGGUGUCAUGAUUUGUGCUUACUUACUACACCGUGGCAAAUUUCUCAAAGCCCAAGAAGCUCUAGACUUCUACGGUGAAGUAAGGACCAGAGACAAAAAGGGAGUGACCAUUCCCAGUCAGCGGCGCUAUGUCUUCUACUACAGCUACUUGUUGAAGAACCAUCUGGAGUACAAACCUGUUGCACUUCUCUUUCACAAGAUGGUGUUUGAAACCGUCCCUAUGUUCAGUGGAGGAACAUGUAAUCCACAGUUUGUGGUGUACCAGCUAAAAGUGAAGAUUCACACGUCAAAUCCAGCACACACAAAGCGUGAGGACAAGUACAUGUUCUUUGAGUUCCCACAACCCCUGCCAGUAUGUGGUGACAUCAAGGUGGAGUUUUUCCACAAACAGAAUAAAAUGUUGAAAAAGGAUAAGAUGUUUCACUUCUGGGUGAACACCUUUUUCAUACCUGGACCAGAAGAUAAUCAAGACAAGGUUGAAAAUGGAAGCUUAGUAAAGGAACUGGAUGGAAUUCAAGCUACAGAGCGUGGAGACAAUGACAAGGACUACCUUAUCCUGGUAUUGACCAAGAACGACCUGGACAAAGCAAAUAAAGAUAAAGCCAACAGACUCUUCUCUCCGAACUUCAAGGUGAAGUUGUACUUUACAAAAACCGUGGAGGAGCCCUCAAACUCUGAGGCCAGCACUUCAACCUCCGUUACACCAGAUGUUAGUGACAAUGAACCCGAUCAUUAUAGAUAUUCGGACACCACUGACUCUGACCCUGAAAACGAACCAUUUGAUGAAGAGCAGCACACGCAAAUAACAAAAGUUUGAAAUACUUUAUGGGAAGAAAA